Saccostrea echinata is the source of this 1644-nucleotide messenger RNA. RefSeq lists its product as uncharacterized. The record is from RefSeq and is a predicted model, not a curated record. The transcript has 2 exons. Bases 183 to 1379 code for a protein of 398 amino acids. NCBI's taxonomy places the organism in Eukaryota, Metazoa, Mollusca, Bivalvia, Ostreida, Ostreidae.
AAGUGAUCGACUUUGAUACAUUCGGCAGAUAUCGAAUUUUUUGUUUGCAUGGAAAACUUACUAGUUAUAUGAAUGGCCGCUGUUCAAAUCUAUCUGGGAGUGUACUAAACAGAUGUUUGACGUCAUAUGCGCUAAAUACCUUUGAACAUUUCAAAAGAUAACUGCGGCAUUGUGACGUCAUAAUGACUAUGUUUUAUGACCUUUUAACCCUCCAUGCAAGGCAGCCUGGUGGUGUUGGAGACUUUGGAGAUACAGAUAUGCCGACAUCAAGCCAAGCAAUGAUUCUAAAAAACACUCACUUGGACGAAAAACUCUCAAUUUAUCGUAAAUUAUCCGUCAGUGAUCGUGCGUGUCCAGUAAGCAGUGUAGAUCUUAAUGACUUAUUCAACGAGUCCUGUCGUGCUGUCGGCGAGAAGUUUCUAAAAUGCUACCUCUCAGGUUCAAAAGAAAGAGUACGCGAAAAAUUGGAGAAAGUAUUGAAAGAAAAAGGACUAAAACCUCACUUUCAGUAUAAUCCUGCGUCUGGAAAUUUCACCUGGAAAUUUGAUUUUGCUGAGCAAGAUGACACUGUUCAAACAGCCAGACCAAAGACCAGUGUCCCAAAAACACACUCUCCUAGGGAAGACCAAGAAACAGACACAAGGAGCAAGUCUGCCACCGUCACGAAAUCCUAUGCUGAGGGGCAUAGGAGAUUGGGAAUAUACACAGAACUGCCGGAAAAUAUCCAGUCUCUAGGGUUCCGAAGACCAAGUAAAAAGUCUAUUAGAAAACAGGUCAAGUCAGCACCUCUUGUCUCAGAGCAGUGUAAAAUACAUUUCCUUCAAGAGCCAGAAAUAACAUAUUCUGACCCCGAUAUACAAGUUGUCAUUACAAAUAAAGAGAGAGGUGUUACAACAGAACCAGCAACAAAGAGCAGCGAAUUAGAAAGAGGUGAGGACGAAGCACCUGCGCAAUACGAAGACCUCUGUCUUCCGGCAGUGUAUCUUAGAAAAAAGCCCGCAGAAAAACAACCCCUUACUGUGUGUUUCAGUCUCAAAGACAAUGAAAACAUAACACACAAAGAGCUGAAGAACCACAUAGAGGCUGAAAUGGGGGUCAAGGUCAUGCGUCUGCAGUACGAACCACUGUCUGUGAGGUCAGGGGAUCCCAGUGUUAAUGGCCGCUGGUUAGCAACUAUGAGGAACUUGUUCGAAGUUGACACACUUUUGCGAAAAGGUUUCUACAUGAAUGGUAACCACAUGAUUGUCAAAAGAUGGGACGAUAUUUCUGAGAAAGAAUAUAGGAAUUACAGAUACAUGCAAGAUAUCAAUAACGAAAGGGAGAGAUUAAAUUUACCCUCAUCCAAAUCCUCAAGAAAAUUCUUAAAAGGAAGUAGAUGAUGAAAAAAGAUAGCGACAGUUUCAUUGUGAGUUACAUUAUAAUUGUUCCUGAGUGUUUCUAAUGCUUAUUUGUAGUGUAUUUUAUUGUGAACAAAGAACACCGGCUUAUCAAAUUGGUUUGUUGCUAAUGUAUACUACUAGUACAUAUAUAGUAGACCCCCAUUUCUUUCCAUUCCGGUUAUGUCUAUGGCGUGCUAUUCUUUGCAGUACUUUACAAUAUUUGAGAUGCUGAAUAGAGUAUGAAUAAAAUUAAUCCAUUACUGGU